UGAACGCGCUGGCUUCAGGUGAACGACCUCAAAAAGCCUCUAAAGCCUGAAAAGCUACAUACAGCUACAGUAGAGCACGACUCCCAGGAAUUCGCAGGGAUUGUGAAGCUCGCACAGUGUUCCGCAACAACCGGUCCAACAAGCGACAAUGGCCACCUCCAAAACGACUGGCGCCGUUGUCAAGCUAAAAGGCCCCCGCAGGGGUUCCAGCAAGCCCACGGGAAGAGGCGCGGCGAAGAAACCUAUCCCCAAAAUCACCUUCAAAGGGGGUGCUGGCGCCCACGAUCAAGAUAACGAGGAGGCACCGCAUGAGGAGCAUUUCAUACUACGCAUGCCCGCGGGCGAGCCAGCCCAGAAGCUGCGCGAGGCCGUCCGUGCCCGUGAGAUCUCGGACGAAGUCUCCGUCGUUUUCCAAGACCCCCGGCAGGCGACGUUCCGUUUAGGACCGAACGAGAACUAUUCCGCAAAACUUAUGGACUUGCCUUGUAUCAUCGAGUCCCACAAGACGUUGGAUAACAAGCAGCUUUACAAGGUGGCGGAUAUUUCUCAGAUGCUUGUUGUAGAAGGGCCGCCUCAACCGGAUGGUGUGAAGCCGGCUCCGGUUCAGCCGUUGCAGCACGAUGAGCAUACGUGGCCGCAUGGGUUAUCGGCUCCGUUGUAUAACGUUCGGAAGAGGAGGUUCAGACAACGUAUAUCGAAAAGGACUAUCGAGGAUGUUGAGCGCGAAGUCGUACGCCUUCUGGAAGCUGACUCGAACGCGGAGCAAGUACUGUUCGAGGUAGAUGACGGCAUAGACCGAAACGCUGCUGAAGAAGACGGGGACGAGGAUCAAGAUGAGGACGAAGAGGGCGACCUUGAUGCGGAUCCGGACGCCGCAGGCUCAGAUGACCCCGAGAUGGGCGCCGAAGAUAAUGAAGCGGAUGCCGCGAAUGCGGAUAUGGACCUUGACGACGAUGGGCUGGCGGCAGAUUGGGAAGAUGCAGAUAAUGAGAACGACGUGGAAAACGAACGGAAUGGCGAUGAGGAAGGCGAGGAAGAUGAAGAUGAGGAUGGUGACGAUGAAGACGACGAAGACGAGAAUGAUGAAGAGGAUGAGAAUGACGAGGACGAGGAAGACGGGAUGGCGCUGGAUGCGUCACCGGAGAAUCAAGCCAGACGGCAAGAAAUCGACAACCUGCUGGCCGAGAUUAACGACCUGAACCUGCGCAUCGAGGACAGUCGGCAGAAAUUGUUAACUCAGGUCAACCCUAUCAUGCGGAAGCGAUUUGAGGACACCAUCGUGCGAUUGACGGCGCAGCUGGAUGAAAGGAGGAACCAGCUUGAACAGAUUCAUCAAACCGAUGCGGCGUAAUACGAUAUCAACGAGUUGAACUUCUACGUUGACCAUCUGGGCCAGCAGCAGACGGGCUUUGUCCACCAAGAAAACUUGCGACAGAUCGAGGGCACUUCGCCAGCAUGAGAUUGCGCAACACCAGCUCCGCCAACACUUCAUGCUCCAUCCAUCCCCCUGCGAUUUGCCCCCGUCCGCUUCCUAACAUACAGCCGGCCGAGGAAAACGGAGACGACGUGGAUCAUACACCACCCCGCCCCAUCAAUCCAGAGUAUCUGGAGAUGUCCAAGGACUAAGUCUUCCGUCCACCAUAUA
Molecule: messenger RNA, 1645 nt
Organism: Fimicolochytrium jonesii
Lineage: Eukaryota; Fungi; Chytridiomycota; Chytridiomycetes; Spizellomycetales; Powellomycetaceae
Product: TAFII55 protein conserved region-domain-containing protein
Exons: 2
Coding region: 149-1351 (400 amino acids)
Biological process (GO): transcription initiation at RNA polymerase II promoter; RNA polymerase II preinitiation complex assembly
Cellular component (GO): transcription factor TFIID complex
Molecular function (GO): RNA polymerase II general transcription initiation factor activity
Source: RefSeq, a predicted model, not a curated record